Molecule: messenger RNA, 3289 nt
Organism: Corythoichthys intestinalis (scribbled pipefish)
Lineage: Eukaryota; Metazoa; Chordata; Actinopteri; Syngnathiformes; Syngnathidae
Gene: nap1l4a
Product: nucleosome assembly protein 1-like 4a
Exons: 16
Coding region: 154-1218 (354 amino acids)
Biological process (GO): nucleosome assembly
Cellular component (GO): chromatin; nucleus
Molecular function (GO): chromatin binding; histone binding
Source: RefSeq, a predicted model, not a curated record
GAGGGCAGUCGUGCUCCGCUUCGUUCGCACCAAAGAAGUGACGAAGACGCUUCGGGUCUGCCACUUGACUCAGUCAACGUCACAGAUUGAAAAUUAAAAGGAAAAUAAGAAAAAAGAAUCCCACCAUUUAUCGGAAGCAGAAGCAACUCUGUAAUGGAUGUCACAAGAGCAGGUAAAGGGGAGCCGGGAUUGCAGAAUCCCGCCGGGCCCACGGACAAACCAAACUUGCAUGCGUUGGAAAGCAUGCUUCCCAAAGCGGUAAAAAGGCGAGUGCACGCCUUGAAAAGGCUCCAGCUUCAGUGCGUCAACAUCGAAUCCAAGUUUUACGAGGAAGUUCACGAACUGGAGAGGAAGUACGCUGCCAUCUGUAGGCCGUUAUACGACAAGAGAAGAGAUAUCGUCACGGCCGCAGUGGAACCCACAGACGCCGAGUGCGAGUGGAACAGCGAUAAAGACGAAGAGGACGAGCUGUCCGACCAGAUCAAGAAAAUAAUAGCAAUCGACACCAAGAUGGAGGAUUCCCCAUCAGUGGAAGACCCGAAAGGCAUCCCGGACUUCUGGCUCACUAUAUUUCGCAACGCGGACAUGCUAACCGACAUGAUCCAAGAACACGACGAGCCCAUCCUCAAGCACCUCAAAGAUAUCCAAGUCAAGUUUUCCGAACCGAACCACCCCAUGAGUUUCACACUAGAGUUCUACUUCGAGCCCAACAGCUUCUUCAGCAACACCGUGCUCACUAAAGUCUACAAGAUGAAGGCGGAACCCGACACUUCGGAGCCAUUCUCCUUCGAAGGGCCGGAGAUCGUCGACUGUGUCGGCUGCACGAUCGAUUGGCACAAGGGCAAAGACGUGACCGUGAAGACCAUUAGGAAGAAGCAGAAGCACAAAGGUCGGGGCACGGUCCGUACCGUCACCAAACAAGUUCCCAACCCUUCCUUUUUCAACUUCUUCAACCCUGUCAAAGCUUCACCAGACGGUGCCGAACUGGACGAAGACUCGGAGCUAACGUUCGACUUCGAGGUCGGUCAUUUCUUCCGCGAGAGAAUCAUCCCGCGAGCUGUUCUGUACUUCACCGGAGAGGCCAUGGAAGACGACGAGAGCUUUGAUGAGGAACUAGAAGAAGGAGACGAGGAGCAAGAUGACGACGACGAUGACGAUGAAGACGACGACGAUGAUGACGACGACGACGAUGGAGACUUUGAUCCGAGGCAUUGCUGAGCUCGCACGUCAUUUUCUAAAAGGCCUUAACAAUCAUGCCUUUGUAGAAAGAAACCCCCGCCCAGCCCGCCGAAUGCAAGCAGCAGUAACCGUGGACACGGUGGACCUGCCGUCCUUCAAUUCAGCCAAUCAGCGACACCCCCCUCCCCCACACUCUCCCUAAAAUUCAAAACUAAUAAUUCACCAUCUAUGAACGGUCAUCCCAACUCAAUCGGAUACAAAUCCAACUGCAUUAUUUUCUUGCAAUGUGCAUGACUUUUUUUUUUUUUUUUUUGUCGCCACCUUUUGCCAAAAGGUGGAAUUGAGCAUGACUGCCAGGGGUUUGUAACGAAGCCCUUGAUGCCUGAAUUGAGAUUCAAGUCAUUAGCUGUCAUUGACGGCUAUAGACGUCCAACCAGUCAAAUUGGGAGUGAAAUACAGUGGGGGGGAACAAGUAUUUGAUACACUGCCAAUAGGUUUUCCCAUUGGCAGUGUAUCAAAUACUUGUUCUCCCCACUGUACGUAGUGUGUAAAUAUGGUUAUAAUAAAAAUGCAGAGGAAAAAAAAAACAAAAAUUGGAAAUCUUGAAUUAAUAAAAUAAAAUAAAAAAAAUCUAAAUAUUGAAAAUAUGGAGAAAAAUAAAACUAAAAAAUUGGACAUGCUAAAUUAAUCAAAUAAAAAAUAGUAAAAAUAUAGGGGGGAAAAUGGAAAACCUAAAUUACAAAAAUAUAAAUAAAAAUAAUGGGGAAAAAAUACAAUUUUAAAAAAUUGGAAAUCCUAAGUUAAAAUCUAAAUAUUAAAUAUAUAGAUAAAAAUAAAAACAACUAAAACAUCCUAAAUUAAUAAAAUAAAAUAUUUUAAAAAAAAUAGAACUUAUAGAGGAAAACUUAAAAAACUGGGAAUCCUGAAGUAAAGAGAAAACAUGACAUAAAUAGAAAAUUAAAAAAAAAAAAAUAAGAAAUUGAUGGGAUUCAGUAAUUUCAAAAAUAUUUUUAAAAAAUGUCCCUCAUUUUGAGGAAUUUUCAAAUUUUAUUUUUUUUUCGCAAAAGAUCACUGUCAGCCCUCCCCAUCAAAAUGGAUUGGAGGUCUAUUGUCAAUGGCAGCCAAUGACGUAUACAUCAAAAAGCAUUAUGGGAAAAUAAUUCCAUAACAAGUAAUAGAUAAAAAAGAAAUUUAUUUGAAAAAAUACUACUAAAAAUUGGAAAUCCUAAAUUCAAAAUAGUAAUAAUUUAAAAUAAAUUUUAAAUGGAAAACAAAAUUAUAGAAUUCAAUAAUUAUUUAAAAAAAAAAAAAAAAAAAAGCAAUUUAUUAGUAAAUUCCUAAUUUCUAGAAAUGGAAUUUGUAAUUUAAUAAAAAUUGUAAUAGUUUAUGAAAAUGAAAAAUACAACUAAAAACGGGGAAAAUCCGAAAUGAAAAUGUAAAAAAGUGGAAAUUAAAAAUUUGGGAAAAUCACAUUAAAAAAAAAGCGGAAUUAUUGGAAUGAAAUAGUUUUUAAAAAUCCUAAAAUCCAACAUUUCAUUUUUGGUUUUUUAAAACUAUUACAAUAUGAAGUAUUUCUGUAUUGUUUUUUUUUUUUUUUUUUGAUAAAUGUAAAUUUAGGCAUGAAGGGCUUUGAACGCAACUCCAAAAUUAAAUUGUCAUAGAUCUGUUACUCAGGGUUUUUUAACAUCAACACCAGAAUUGUUAGCUUAGCUUUUGCUAGCAAGGCACUGAACAAAGUUAACCCCGCCUCCCUUUCCUUUUCUUACCGCGUAUGUUUCUGUAUUCAUACUUUUUCAGUUAUUUAUUCAGGUGUGUCGCAUUUGAGGAAGCCACAAAGAAACAAAAGUUUUGCCAAAUGGAAUGUUCCUGUUUGCUUUUUUUGUGUUGUUGACGUUGCCAAUUUAUUUUCCACUUUGUCGGCUUUGGAUUCCAGCGUCGGCAGGCGAGCGGAAGGAGUAAAGCCAACGCCGCCUACUCUCGAUUGUAUUGAGCCGUGGUCGUCGUUCUCAAAUGUAUCGCGUGCUAACAAAUGGCCUUAACUUGUUCUACAUGGCUCACUCUUCCAUUUGUACAGAAUUCAGAUAUUCUAUUAAAGUUGUGCACCGCUCAA